This is a messenger RNA of Apis dorsata (giant honeybee), 712 nucleotides long. RefSeq lists its product as uncharacterized. Lineage: Eukaryota; Metazoa; Arthropoda; Insecta; Hymenoptera; Apidae. The record is from RefSeq and is a predicted model, not a curated record. The transcript has 2 exons. Bases 101 to 589 code for a protein of 162 amino acids.
CGUCAAAAUCUGUCCCCUCUUAAAAGAAAUAAUAUCUCAAAACACGGUUGUUGAUUAUUCACCAAUAAAUAACGAGCCGUGUUGAAGUAUAAUAUACGUUAUGUAUUCGACGACGAACGAAUUUGUCCGAAGACGCACGACUUCUCCGAUGUUUACCUUUCGACCGAGCCGACGAAACACAAGGGACGGUCGUACGAGUCGAGUCAGUUCCUCAAAUUGCGUCGUCACCAUCGAAUUAACCUACGAAAUCCGCUCCAUCCAGAAUCGUAUAUCUCGUUUUAAUGGCGGCCAGUCGCAUUACUCGCGAGCAGAAACGUUGCCGUGUACGUUGCUGCACCAUCGCCGCUCUUGUCUCUGGCUUUCUGUGUACCUUGGCAUCGUACACAACGAAACUCGAUACCCUCGACUCGUUUCGAGACCGAUCAAACAACUCGGCGAAGAGAGAAGUGGAAAAAUCGGAUUACAACGAACAUUGGCCGAGUAUCGAGGAAACGACCCCCUGAGAAGUGCCGUUCCACGAGUACACGUCCAGGUAAGAGCGACCAUGGUAUUUCCUCAUUGCAUGGAUUUCCCUUUGAUGCGACGGUAAUCAACUGCGCAUUAUCAAGGAGCGUACGCGACAUUCCAGGUGAAAAUAUUUCCAAUCAUCCUUACCUAUCCUCCCGUUUCUCCGAUUAACCAUAUUUAAAAAUAAAAAAUUCCAAAACCAUUC